CAACCUGUACUUCAUUCAUUCUUGCUGGUUCGCUAUGAUGAGAGAAGGAGUAUAAAGCUGCUCUUGCGGAGAUGGGUGCCACCUGUGCUGGCUGGAAGAUGCUGCUCUAUCUCCUUGUCGGAUUGGCGAGAGGUCUCGCAGCCUUAGUGCAGGCAUCGCCAUUCCCUACCUCUCUUCGGAGUGACAUUACGCUCUUGUUUCAGAAUGACCUCAACUGGACGGAAUUCUCCAACCAUCCCUCGGCGCUGCUUCUCUCUACACCGCUUAAUAGCACCUCCGCAUCCAUUGCCUGCUCUCAGCUAUCUGAGUCUCUCCUCUCCACGUCUUCUCCUUUCUUCACCUACGACAUGACACACCAGCUUGCCUACCAGUCCUUCCUCGGUCAUCACCCAUUCCUUCAGCGAUACUGGGUCUCGCCGUCCUCUUCGGGCGGUUGCCAGGCGGUGGGAGCAUUCGGGACAGUUGUUGCCGCGGGCUGUGGGGAGAAACUCCCGGUCCUGUGCACACAGAGUGCGCGGUGGACGAUCACGGGGGAGGGGACUGUGCCCGCCGAGUGGGAUAUGUUCCCUCCUGUGGAUCCUAAGUACGGAGUAGGGGUUCAAAGUGGGAACUUGAGCUUUCUCGGAACACGCGACCAGCUCUCCUUCCGUUUCCUCGGUAUUCCCUAUGCCAACGCGCCCUCCCGCUUCGAGUACUCUACCGUCUAUUCGGGUCCUUCGAGCAUAAAUGCGACUUCCUACCGCUCUCCUUGCACUCAAAUCGGAGGCAUGGGGCCGGGGAGUGAAGAUUGUCUCUUCCUUAACGUCUGGACGCCUCAUCUCUCCACUACGUCUUCUUCAUCCUCACUCAAACCAGUCCUGACGAACGGCUCGUUCGGCAUUGCAGACCAAGUUACAGCACUGCGUUGGGUGCAAGAGCACAUCGCUUCCUUCGGUGGUGACCCUAGGCGUGUGACUGUCAGUGGGCAGAGUGCGGGUGCUGCGAGCGUACGAGCGCUCUUGGGCAGCCCACCAGCCAUCGGGUUGUUUAAUGGCGCGAUACUGCAGAGCGAUCCCGUAGGAAGUGGCAUGAGUGCGCCAUGGACGUAUUAUCCGAUUAUUACGCAAGAAUACAACAGCACAACGCAAGGUAUUUUGGCGUUGACGGGAUGCAACGGUACAGACAAUGUGGCACAGCAACUGAGCUGUUUGAAAGCGUAUGACCCGCUGCAGCUGGUAAAUAUCAGCGUUGUUGCAAAUGCACCCGUUGUUGACGGCACGUAUGUGACAACUACUGAACUGCCGCUAACGGGUACUGGCCCACUCGCCCGCGUUAAUGUUAUGAUCGGCAACAUGAGAGACGAUGGUGCAGCGAUUAUCUCAUAUCCGACCCAAGGUGAAAGUUUGCUUAAUGCAGCUGUGGCAGCCACGGGUGGUCUGUUCCCCCUCCCUUCCGGCUCGAACACAACACUGGACAUCUUCAAUCUGACGGCUCGCAUGGGUACAGAUACCAUCUUCCGCUGUCUAUCGGAGGCAACUGCCCAAUCAGGCCUGAAUCACAGCCUGUUCAAGAGCCUGUGGUACUACCAAUUUGAGCGAAGCUAUCAGCUGAACUGGUGGAGUCCCAAUUGGCCGGCUUGUGUGCCUCCUGUCGAGGAAGGGUUCCCGUAUGGCGACCCGAGUCAAGAGUACUUCCACUGCCACUCCGGCGACCUGUACCUCGCCUUCGGCUCCCUGAACCGCGCUGCCCUGCCUUACCGAGAUGCCGCCGACCUUCCCUUCGCCCAAGCCGUCCUAGACCGGUGGGCAUCCUUCAUCCGCUCGUACAACCCCAACCCGAGCAUGGCCUAUCUCACCGUCAGGGGAUAUGCGAACACGUACAAUAUGUUGGUUCAAGAGGGGACUUGGAAGCCUGUUGGUGCGGCCGUGCUGAGUGUUCCGGAGCGGAGUACGGGGUGGCUUGAGUUGGAACAGUGUGCAGCGCUCAAUCUGAGCUUGGCCACCUUUGGUUAG
Molecule: messenger RNA, 1991 nt
Organism: Dacryopinax primogenitus
Lineage: Eukaryota; Fungi; Basidiomycota; Dacrymycetes; Dacrymycetales; Dacrymycetaceae
Product: alpha/beta-hydrolase
Exons: 8
Coding region: 72-1991 (639 amino acids)
Source: RefSeq, a predicted model, not a curated record